Erpetoichthys calabaricus (reedfish) is the source of this 3096-nucleotide messenger RNA. RefSeq names its product gastrula zinc finger protein XlCGF57.1-like. Gene Ontology annotation, molecular function: DNA-binding transcription factor activity, RNA polymerase II-specific; RNA polymerase II cis-regulatory region sequence-specific DNA binding. NCBI's taxonomy places the organism in Eukaryota, Metazoa, Chordata, Cladistia, Polypteriformes, Polypteridae. Gene Ontology annotation, cellular component: nucleus. The coding region runs from base 108 to 1670 and encodes 520 amino acids. Gene Ontology annotation, biological process: regulation of transcription by RNA polymerase II; central nervous system development. The record is from RefSeq and is a predicted model, not a curated record. The transcript is spliced from 4 exons.
CUGGGCGACGGAAACACAAGCCACGCUGUUGUAUCGCGUUAGAAAGAACCAACUCACCGAGAGGAAGAGGAUAAAAAGAAAAAGUUGCCAUUUAAUAUAACAUUUAGAUGGAUAUAAAAGAGGAGAUGUGUGCGGCUGACAUAAAUAUCAUGGAACAAAGGACUAUAAAUGUUAAGGAGGAGGACUGUGAGUGGGAGUAUGUCCACCCUAAACAGGAGAGUCUGGGCAUUAAAGAUGAGGACUGUGAACUGGGGUCAGUGGACAUUAAAGAAGAGGCUGAAGAGACGUCUGUCAGCAGUGCGACUGACAUCCAUACAAAUGUGGAGAGUGUCAAGGAAGACGACCUUCAUUAUGGACAUCAAGAUGAUGCAGUGACCGCGUUAGCCUCUAGUGAAAGCACACACUCUUCAUCUCCAGAGUCCUCUGUUAAUGUGAAGUCUGAAUCAUUGCAGUCUGACACAGAAGAGAGUGAAGAAACUUCAUCUGUUAGAACUCGGAAAGAUCAGCCGCUGCUUACAAAGAAGUCCAGAAAAAUUGGCGCAGCGAGGGGCUCACACGUGACUACUCCAGAGCAUUCGAAGGGAGGACAGUUGACCAAAAGAAAUAAAAAAGAAGGAAUCAAAUACCAUUCCUCUUCACAGUGUGAUGAAGAAGUCGGUAAAAGGCGUAAACUUGGGAGCAUCCACACGGCAGAGAAGCCAUAUUGCUGUAAUGAAUGUGGCAAACAGUUUUCACAAAGAGGCCAUCUGCACACCCACAAAAGAAUUCACACAGGAGAGAAGCCAUAUUGCUGUUCUGAAUGUGGCAAACAGUUUUCACAAAGAGGGCAUCUGUACACCCACAAAAGACUUCACACCGGCGAGAAGCCAUAUUGCUGUUCUGAAUGUGGCAAACAGUUUUCACAAAGAAGCUACCUUCAGAGCCACAAAAUAAGUCACAUGGGAGAGAAGCCAUAUUGCUGUAAUGAAUGUGGCAAACAUUUUUCACGAAGAGGCCAUCUUCAGACCCACAAAAGAAUUCACACAGGGGAGAAGCCGUACUGCUGUUCUGAAUGUGGCAAAGAGUUUUCACAAAGAAGCCAUCUUCAGAUCCACCAAAGAAUUCACACAGGGGAGAAGCCAUAUUGCUGUACUGAUUGCGGCAAACAGUUUUCACAGGGAAGCUACCUUAAGAGCCACAAAAGAAUUCACAUGGGAGAGAAGUCAUAUUGCUGUAAUGAAUGUGGCAAACAGUUUUCACAAAGGAGCUACCUUAAGAGCCACAAAAGAAUUCAUACAGGGGAAAAGCCAUUUUGUUGCUCUGAAUGUGGCAAACAAUUCUAUCACAAGAGUGGUCUUCGGAGCCACAAAAGUAUUCAUAUAGGAGAGAAGCCGUAUGGCUGUAAUGAAUGUGACAAACGGUUUUCACAAAAAAGGAACCUUCAGCUCCACCAAAGAAUUCACACAGGAGAGAGGCCGUUUUGCUGUAAUGAAUGUGGUAAACAGUUUACACAAAGAAACAACCUUAAGAGCCACAAAAGAAUUCACACAGGAGAGAAGCCCUAUUGUUGCUCUGAAUGUGGCAGACAAUAUGCCUCUUUAAGCAAUCUGAAGAGACACACUGCACUUCAUGUGAGACAAGGAGGAAGCCUUGAAGGAGUAAAUUGUCAGGUGAAGAAGGAAGAAAUUUAACUCUCCCAGCUAUUCAAGUCUUUAUAAGUACCUUUAUGUGGUGGGCUUGAUUGUAUAAGAUCCAUACCCAGUCUCAUCAAGGUAAACCUACUGUAAGGCUUUAAAAAGAAUCCAAGAAAAUAAUUCAUUCUGGGCACUCUCCUCGGAUAAACUGGUGCCCACCCUCUGCCUGAGCACCGUAGAACAAAGUAGGCAUCGCCCAUUCAACUAGGCCUUAGUGGCACUCCAGGCCUGUUAAGAAAGCAGAUUUAUCAGGGAUGCAGGCAUCCAGCUGCACCUCCGCCAUUUGCAUCUCAAGCUAAGGGACUGAACUCCAGCUUGUACCAGUAUCUGCCUGAACAUCUUCUGAUAAUAAAAGUGUAAAUCUGAUGUUAAGUUGACAUCUUUCCAGAGGCCCCUCUGCAGACUUCUUGAGGCAGAAGGCGCAAAAUAAACUCAAGCAAGAAGAGCUGUAAAUUGAUGAAUGAUGACUCUGAAGGACAGAAGAACUCGCCCAUGAGAACACACUGAUGUUGUAACUGGAAGCAACUUUAAUCCAAUCAGGAGAAGUUACACAUUGCCUUCAAACUAGUUACACUCAUCCCAUCCUGGAUAUUCUCUGGACACACUCACUGAACUCCUUGGUUAUUCUCUCAGAGAAAGGGGGGACUCUUCAAAAUGACAGAAAACGUCUGAAUGUUAAAGCUGAUGAGACGUUCUGUGUUUGGGGAGCAGAGAACUGACGAUCUCUUUCUCAUUUUGAUAAUCUCUCUGCCAAGCCAAGCCGUGGGCUGAAAAGGCUUAGAAGGGAAGGGAAUGUCAUCAUCUAAACUCUUGUGACAGAAAGACUAAUGCUGUUUGUGAAGUUGCACAUGACACAACAAAGGGCCCAAGAGCAGAAAGCAAGCGGAGAAAGUGGCAUCAACGAACACCACAAACAAAGGAUCAUGAACAGUAGGAGUGCACUCCAAUGCAAGGAGGAUCCUCCACUUGAACUUGGAGAAGGAAAAACUCCACAGAACAUCAGACAUCACUGUUAAAGACUUGGUGUCAUAAAACUAUUUAUCUGUGCCAUGAUAAAUUAGAACUCUAAACAUCAAUUAAACAGCCAGCCUCUCUGUUAUAUGUUCGUCAGUCUAGUGUGUCUGCAUCCUGUCUUACAUGUCAAAAUAUAUUAUGUAGUUAUCACAUUUCUAUAAUCCUUGUGUUUAACAAUAAAUUGUAUUAUCCUGUGCUUAAGUUGCCUUAAAAUAAGUCUUAAUAGCUGGUGACCUGCCUCCUACAAGAAAGGUAGGUAAGGGAAAGAAAGUAGGAGCCUUACCGAGUUAUUUGAGUAAUUACCAGAAAAGAUUCAUAAUUAUCCAAAUUAAAAGUAAUUGUUCCAAUUCCACUGUUUGUUGGAGUCCCAAUGGGUGGGUGUUUUAUUUACGAUCAAUUCCUACAUCCU